AUGGAGUCACAACACUUGGGUCAGGACGAGUUCUUCGACAAGCUCGGCGAGCUCUUUCAUAGUCGCAAGGGGAGCGACCACGGAGCCAUCUAUCUCACCCAAAAGCGGCUCACUUACAAUCAGGACUGCCCACUACCCACGGCGGACAACCCAAUGCCUGAUCUUGUCUCUGAAAACCCCAUGCCCCUUAUUGUCCGUGCAUCCAACGGCAAGUCCAAGAGGCAGAGGGCCGACAAGCUUAAGUUAUCCACCAUCGUCCAGCCCCAUGACCUCGACAAGUUUUACACUCGCUACGCCGAGAUUUGCAAGGCAGGCAUGACGGCUCUGAAACCACGGGAUCGGAGCAAGAAGAAGGCAAAGGCCAAAAAGAAGAAGACUGCGUCAUGA
Molecule: messenger RNA, 387 nt
Organism: Hirsutella rhossiliensis
Lineage: Eukaryota; Fungi; Ascomycota; Sordariomycetes; Hypocreales; Ophiocordycipitaceae
Product: signal recognition particle 14kD protein
Exons: 3
Coding region: 1-387 (128 amino acids)
Biological process (GO): SRP-dependent cotranslational protein targeting to membrane
Cellular component (GO): signal recognition particle, endoplasmic reticulum targeting
Molecular function (GO): endoplasmic reticulum signal sequence receptor activity; 7S RNA binding
Source: RefSeq, a predicted model, not a curated record